Molecule: messenger RNA, 1842 nt
Organism: Piliocolobus tephrosceles (Ugandan red Colobus)
Lineage: Eukaryota; Metazoa; Chordata; Mammalia; Primates; Cercopithecidae
Gene: ZFYVE21
Product: zinc finger FYVE-type containing 21
Exons: 8
Coding region: 113-871 (252 amino acids)
Molecular function (GO): metal ion binding
Source: RefSeq, a predicted model, not a curated record
GAUUGGACGCCGGUGCUGUCAGCCGCGCGCGGACCGGGGCGGGGCGGGCGGUGCCCUGGGCUGGGCGAGGGGCCGGGUGCGGGGCCGCGGGCCGAGAGACUGAGGCGGCGUCAUGUCCUCCGAGGUGUCCGCGCGCCGCGACGCCAAGAAGCUGGUGCGCUCCCCUAGCGGCCUGCGCAUGGUGCCCGAGCACCGCGCCUUCGGAAGCCCGUUCGGCCUGGAGGAGCCGCAGUGGGUCCCGGACAAGGAGUGUCGGAGAUGUAUGCAGUGUGACGCCAAGUUUGACUUUCUCACCAGAAAGCACCACUGCCGCCGCUGCGGGAAGUGCUUCUGCGACAGGUGCUGCAGCCAGAAGGUGCCGCUGCGGCGCAUGUGCUUUGUGGACCCCGUGCGGCAGUGCGCGGAGUGCGCCCUGGUGUCCCACAAGGAGGCGGAGUUCUACGACAAGCAGCUCAAAGUGCUGCUGAGCGGAGCCACCUUCCUCGUCACGUUUGGAAACUCAGAGAAACCCGAAACUAUGAUUUGUCGUCUUUCCAAUAACCAGAGAUACUUGUUUCUGGAUGGAGACAGCCACUAUGAAAUCGAAAUUGUGCACAUUUCCACCGUGCAGCUCCUCACGGAAGGCUUCCCUCCUGGAGAAAAAGACAUUCACGCUUACACCAGCCUCCUGGGGAGCCAGCCCGCCUCUGAAGGAGGCAACGCACGGGCCACAGGCAUGUUCCUGCAGUAUACAGUGCCGGGGACGGAGGGUGUGACCCAGCUGAAGCUGACAGCGGUGGAGGACGCGAAUGUGGGCAGGAGGCAGGCGGUGGCGUGGCUAGUGGCCAUGCACAAGGCUGCAAAGCUCCUCUACGAAUCUCGGGACCAGUAACUCUGCGUGGGUCUGAGCUCGGAGUACGUGUGGUCACCAGGACUGAGUCGCUUGGAACAGCAGAGCCUGCUCCUUGCGCACCACAGGGAUUAAUCCUGCUUGUGCUGGGAAAUGCAGCUCAUGUAUUUGGAGAAACAGAAGUGUUCACUUAUCUAGUGCAAUAUGUUCACAGUUUAUUAAUGCUUUAAACAGCUUCAUGUUUUAGAAUUUGUGUAUUGUCAAAACUUAAUUGGGGAUGGGAGAGACUGAGCUACACUACUGCUGAACUAUUUUUAGCAUAAUAUAUACUGUUUUUAUGAGUUCCCAGGUUUACUAGAAGGUUCUGGCCCAUCGAUACUCAUUUCAUUUAACUCUUCCACAGAACCAGUUUGGGUAGUAGGAACUCAGGCUUCUGAUCUGCAGUAGAGCCUGCUCACCUCUAAUAGCCAGUUUACAGCAUUGCCUUAGCCUGUUUUACAGACUGUCCACUUACCUUAUCACUAAUUCUGGGCUUUUGGGCUGUGAGUGAUCCUUUGAUACUUCACUAAGGGGAACGUGGGGGCUUUGUGUUUUGUACUUUUCACUCACUAUUUCACUUUAUUAAGAUGACUGUACAGCAAUUUGUAUAUAAAGCUUAUGAUUAAAACCUAUUUUGAACAUAUGGACAAGGCCUCGCCUUCCUGUGUCCAGAUCACCUGAACCCUCGUGCCGCAGCGCAGUCUGGCUCCAGAAACGAGACUCACAGCCGCCGGGGUGAGACGGGUUUAUUGUGCACAUUUACACAGCGUCAGCAGUGUCGGGUGGCAGUGGCCACGCUCCUGUGGCCGGGCUGCUCUACAAUGGCAUUCAGUUUUCUUCACCACACUAUGUACAGUCAAUGUUCCAAGGUGAUGGGCUGCAGUGCGGCAUCAGUGACUCUAUACACACAUUUAUACAUAAAUUACACACAAGACUCAUACAUGAAAAAUAGAGCCUAAGGGCCUGUAUUUUAA